CUUUUUUAAUCGACACUUUUGAGAUUUAGCAAAAAAUAUCAAUUAUCUUCUUUAAAACUACGGUAGACUGACACGAUGCAGUUAAUCAAAACGCUUAUUGUGAUCUGUGCAGCCUCAAUGGUAAAGGCCCAUGGGUACCUCAAGUCACCUACCGCACGCGGUGGUAAGUCAGACGGCCCUUCAGACGAUAUCUGUGGCCGAGGUGGCACUAAUUCGAAAACCAGUGUAGCCACUUACACCCAGGGAGGCACCAUUAAAGUCGAUUGGGAGAUCACAAUUCCCCAUGACAACGGCUUUGUGGAGGUUCGUAUUUGCGAGGGCACAUCGGUUAGCACUAGCUGUUUGAAUAAGAACCUAUUACAACGUACCGAUGGGGGAGGCUCACGAGUCGAAGAUGUAAACGGGAAAAAGACAUUCUCUGAAACUUAUAGACUACCAGAGAAUUUAAGUUGUCCCGAAGGGUGUGUAUUGCAGUGGGAGUGGUUGGCCCCUGGAGACCAGAACUAUCACGCUUGCUCAGAUAUCACAAUAAAUCCCAGCAGCAGCAGCAGAAGCAGCAGCAGUAGCAGCAGCAGCAGUAGCAGCAGCAGUAGCAGCAGCAGUAGUAGUAGCAAUGACAACAAGGACGAUGACGACGAGGAGGAAGAAGAGGAUGAAAUGGAAGAAAGCAAUAACCCUCUUGAAUUACGUUGCCAAGACCGUGUGUCUGAACGCACCUGCGACCGCCGUGGCCGUGGCCUUAAUGCUAGCAAAAAAUGCUGCCGCAGCAAGGACGAAUGCCCCGGUUAUGAGGACACCAAGUGCACCUCAUCAUUCUGCUGUGAGUGAAAACUGUUGAGCUAUGAGCGUGCAACAUCUAACGAGGGUGAGGCGAAAUGAUUGAGGACCUCGCCACAAGGUUGGCUUUCUGUGAAAACUGGCCUAUUUAAAUACGCUACUAUUACGCUACUAUUGUAUUUUAUAGAAAUACGUUGAAUAAAGGAAAUUAUUAAAAAAACAGGAGCAUGCCCG
This is a messenger RNA of Sphaeroforma arctica JP610, 1011 nucleotides long. RefSeq lists its product as hypothetical. The coding region runs from base 76 to 828 and encodes 250 amino acids. Lineage: Eukaryota; Ichthyosporea; Ichthyophonida. The transcript has a single exon. The record is from RefSeq and is a predicted model, not a curated record.